Molecule: messenger RNA, 1119 nt
Organism: Sparassis crispa
Lineage: Eukaryota; Fungi; Basidiomycota; Agaricomycetes; Polyporales; Sparassidaceae
Product: Endo-1,4-beta-xylanase A
Exons: 9
Coding region: 1-1119 (372 amino acids)
Biological process (GO): carbohydrate metabolic process
Molecular function (GO): hydrolase activity, hydrolyzing O-glycosyl compounds
Source: RefSeq, a predicted model, not a curated record
AUGUUUCUUGCCGCGCUCUCUGUCCUUGUUGCUGUUGCGCCCUUCCGCGCUGCGGGUCGUGCUCUUCCGCGCGCAGCCAGCGCCUCGGCGACACUCGCAAGCUCUGCUCCACUCCCCACGUCCACGGCAAUUGUCCCUGGCCUGAACGCCCUCGCGCAGGCUGCAGGCAAGGUGUAUUUCGGCUCUGCGACUGACAACCCGGAGUUGAAUGAUACCGCCUAUGUCAACAUCCUGUCCGAUAACAGACAGUUUGGCCAGUUGACUCCCGGGAACAGCAUGAAAUGGUACGCAACGGAGCCUGAGCCGGGAGUCUUCACCUUCGAGGCGGGUGAUGUCAUCAGGAACUUGGCCUACGCAAACGGCCAGUAUCUCAGAGGACAUAAUUGCGUUUGGUAUGAGGAGCUACCUGACUGGGUGACGGCGAACAACUACACCGCUCCCGAGCUGGCAUACGUUGUGGAAAACCAUUGCGCCACCAUUGUUGGCCACUAUGCAGGAGAAAUAAUAUCAUUUAGUUACAGUUGGGAUGUCAUUAAUGAACCGUUGAAUGACAAUGGUACCUUCCGUGAGACUGUCUUCUACGACACUCUCGGCAUGGAGUAUAUUCCUAUUGCCCUCAGAGCUGCCCGAGCUGCCGACCCUCACGCGAAGUUGUUUAUAAACGACUAUAAUAUUGAGGGCACUGGUGCGAAGUCGACCGCUAUGGUGGAACUUGUGCAGUGGCUACAAGAGAAUUACGUCCCCAUCGAUGGCAUUGGUGUCGAGGGACACCUUAUCGUAGGAGAGGUCCCGACAACACUCGUCGAGAACUUCCAGCAGUUCGCAGACCUUGGUGUCAUCUUCUCCAUCAACGAGCUGGAUAUUCGCAUGCCCCUGCCCGCGACAGCCGAGAUGCUUGAGCAGCAGAAGGCUGACUACGAGACCGUCGUGUCGGCGUGCAUGCAGUUUACGCAAUGUGUCGGCAUUACUCUGUGGGACUACACUGACAAAUACUCGUGGAUUCCGUCUUCUUUCCCUGGCUAUGGCGAAGCAUGCCCGUGGGACGAGUACCUGCAGAGGAAGCCCGCUUACGAUGGUAUCGUUCUUGGGUUCCAAAACGGAUCAACACUUUACCUCUGA